This is a messenger RNA of Theobroma cacao (cacao), 645 nucleotides long. Its product is annotated as early nodulin-like protein 22. Gene Ontology annotation, cellular component: plasma membrane. Lineage: Eukaryota; Viridiplantae; Streptophyta; Magnoliopsida; Malvales; Malvaceae. Gene Ontology annotation, molecular function: electron transfer activity. The record is from RefSeq and is a predicted model, not a curated record.
AUGAGGGCACAGCCUUUUCAGGCUAUAAAUAUCACAAAUUUUUGUAGGUUAAGGCGAAUAGUUUUGCUGGAGAAUCAUUGGUCUGUCUUUGCUUUCUCCAAAUAUGAGAAACUCAAUCAAAGGAAGUUCAGUGGUAGCCCUAGCAAUGCUGUUUUCCAUGCUGCUAAUUCAGUGUGAGGCUGUUCAUUCAAAGCCAAAAACCUAUAUGGUUGGGGACGAAGAGGGUUGGGACUUGGUCAUCGACAUGGAAAGCUGGACCAAAGGGAAAAACUUCCAUGCUGGUGAUAUUCUAGUUUUCAAAUACGAUUCCCAGCAGUUUGAUGUGGUGAUCGUAAAUCAACAAGGGCAUGACUCAUGCACUGUUAAUCCUGGAGCUACAACGUUUGAUUCAGGGGAUGAUGCAAUCCCUCUUGCCUUCGGAGCUAAUUAUUUCAUUGAUAGUGACCAUGAUGCCUGCGCUGCUGGAAUGAAGAUGGCCAUCAACGCCACCGCACCACCCCCAUCAAUUUAGUUUUGAUCUUUUCCCUUUUUUACAAAGCAAUAUGUGUUGAGUUUGCAGCUAUUUUAAGUCUAAAAUUUUGUAAUUCUGCUUUAUUUGCUUAUGUAAUUGCAUCGAUCAUAAUUAGCAUUCGAGUAUUUGAUUCA